UCUUGCUCAGAACCUUUGCCUGGUCUGGUCAAAGCGGAGCUUUUAAAGGGGAACAGAUCGCCUUCAGCCCGUCAGUCAGAGCUAAGAACAACCCGAGGAGUUUCGGUUCUUUCGCCUCACGGAGCCACGGACAGAAAGGAGGAAAAUGACGAACGCGGUGCUGUUGGUAAUCUUCAGUCUGGUCGGACUAAGCCGCUCGUGUCUGGAUCCUGCCUCGGCGUACAGGUUCACAGGGACUGUGUGUAGAUUGACGUACCCUGCUGCGGCGGUGUUGAAUGAAAAGACCACGGAGGUCAUCCAGGCCGCGUUUCAGCACGCCAAAUAUCCCAGCAUUCAAGGAGGGAAGUCACUGCCCUUAAUAGGAAAGGUGGAAUAUGGAUUGCACAAUCUGGAGAUCCACAACCUGUCCAUUGGGAAGAGUGACUUUGAGUUGCGGGAGAAUGAUGGAAUAGGGAUCGACAUCUCCAACGUAUCGGCCACCUUCAAAGGGACUGUCAAAUACGGCUAUGGGAGCUGGCUACUCAGAGUGGGGCAGUCAGUGGACUUUGAAAUUGAAUCCCAAAUUGAUCUGGUCAUCAAUUCAAAACUAUACUGUGGGAAAGGCAGGGUGGCAGCAGACACGUCAGACUGUUACCUCACCUUCCACAAACUCAAACUCUUCCUGCAGGGAGACAGAGAACCUGGCUGGCUAAAACGACUGUUUACAGAGUUUAUUACAUUCACAGUUAAACUCGUUGUGAAAGGACAAAUCUGUAAGGAGAUUAAUACUGUGGCAAAUAUACUGGCUGACUUCAUACAGGAGACAGCAGAAAAUUUUCUAAGUGACGGGGACAUCGGUGUGGAUAUUAGCGUGACCUCAGCUCCUGUGAUCACAUCCUCAUAUAUUGAAUCCUACCACAAGGGGUUGGCCCACUAUCACGAUACGAAAGCGCACAUCAAUGAAUCCGUGUUUAACCCGGCCCAGCUGACUCAGGACCGCAUGCUCUACUUCUGGAUCUCCGACGAGCUCAUGGAGCCCUUAAUGACCGCGGCAAACGCCGACGGGCGAUUCGUCAGGAACAUCUCCGGGUCUGAGCUCAAGGACUUAUUCAAGACUGAGCUGUCCAACCCCAUGCCUGAGGUUGUGAGUAAGCUGCUCGUGUCUGACGGGACGGUGCUGAGAACAUGGAGUUCAUCAGUGCCCAGCCUGCGUACGACCCCUGAGGGCACGACAGUCGGUGCCAACGCCGCCGUGGAGCUGACCUCCACAGACCCAGACAUCCCAUCGCUUUCCUUUGACGCGGAUGUCAAGGUGAUUGUGAGAGCUUCCUAUGCCGAAAAGAAGCUGAUUUUAAAAGCCAAACCCGUGCAAAUAUCCAUAUUAAAAGCCUUUCAAGAUGCAGUCCAGCUUGGGGACACUGAGGUCACUUAUCUGACGGAAGCAGUGGAAAAAAUUGGCAUUCCUGUCGUCAUAUCUUACCUGGAACCUGCGUUGACAGACUUGAUGGAUGAGCAGGGGCUCAACCUGUUUGAUAUCAUUAACCCAGAGGUUCUGCCUCGAGAUGGUUAUGUGGUUAUCCAGAUGGAUUUUGGUUUUCCUCAUCAUCUGCUAGUGGAGUUCCUCAAGAGAACACUGGAGUGAUUGAUAACUUUUUUUUUUUUUUCACCCAGAUACACAAACACACACACACACACACACACACACAUGCACAC
Chanos chanos (milkfish) is the source of this 1692-nucleotide messenger RNA. It is a transcript of the gene cetp, whose product is annotated as cholesteryl ester transfer protein, plasma. NCBI's taxonomy places the organism in Eukaryota, Metazoa, Chordata, Actinopteri, Gonorynchiformes, Chanidae. The record is from RefSeq and is a predicted model, not a curated record. Gene Ontology annotation, biological process: reverse cholesterol transport; very-low-density lipoprotein particle remodeling; triglyceride transport. The transcript has 16 exons. Gene Ontology annotation, molecular function: cholesterol binding; phosphatidylcholine binding; triglyceride binding. Gene Ontology annotation, cellular component: high-density lipoprotein particle. Bases 146 to 1621 code for a protein of 491 amino acids.